Messenger RNA from Talaromyces amestolkiae, 2025 nucleotides. RefSeq lists its product as uncharacterized. Gene Ontology annotation, cellular component: nucleus. Gene Ontology annotation, molecular function: nucleic acid binding. The transcript has 2 exons. Bases 1 to 2025 code for a protein of 674 amino acids. Lineage: Eukaryota; Fungi; Ascomycota; Eurotiomycetes; Eurotiales; Trichocomaceae. The record is from RefSeq and is a predicted model, not a curated record.
AUGGAGAAGGCAACACAGCGGCUCAAUCUUCUGUUCCUGAACAACGAGCCCCUGCUCGAGAAAGACACUGGCUUACGUCUCCCUGUCAUAAAGACAAAGCCCGAGAUCCUCACCACUGCCAACCCAACUGUCGCCAAUAAGAACAGAAACUUAUCUCAUGGCCGUCAUCCAGAGCCUUCAGCCAGUGUGGUAGUCAACAAUCAAAUUGUGGCACCUGACAAGGUCGACACGCUUCAAACCAGAUUGAAUUAUGGAAGGAAUAAAGAGGACGGAGAUGGGUUUGACGAACGCACCGCUUUUCAGUCCGGGCUUGAAGCGUCUCCGUCAGUGGUUGCACAGUCAUUUUGCCCCGCCGCAGCCAUCAUGAAGCUACCAUACAAGUACAUGCGUGGUACAACAGCGGAGAUUAUUGGAAGGCGCUUCUUUGACAAGGGCCAAUUCUGGGCAAGAGAAUGGGACCUCUAUUACAUCUUUCCUCCUCGGGAUCUAGCACCAGGCCCUCUGCUUCUAUUGCCUGCCUCUCAAGUACAACAAUUCCUAAACCUAAUCAGCAAAGAUUACGAAAUGCGUUUGACAAUCCCAAUGGACUCUGAGCUGGGGUUACUGCUGUCCUUCCAGGAGGAAGGAAUACCCAAACCAAAAUACCUAGGUCGCUCCACAAAUAGAGAUGUUAAGGAUGACCUGGUCUCCACGAUAUCAUCGCUGCCCAGGGAUUCAGUGGAUUUCAUUGACCAGCCAUCCGAUGGCUUGGUGAUCGCUAUUGACAUAGUCAAUGCGUUUCGUGAAAAGUUGGAAGCUGGACUCAAUGCCACAAGGAAUAAGUCUAAGGCAUCAAAAGAGAAGCGGCGGGCUGCGAAAAUCGAGAGACAACGAAAAUGGGUACGCGAUCUUAAGAGAGCGCAAUGUUAUUUCGGGCUUCAUCCUCGUUGCAAGGGUUACAUAAGCCAUAGUUCUGCCAAAGACGAGUUGACAGCUCCUCUGCCACCUCUUCUCCUGGAUAUUGUGGCUCCAUACUCAUUCGCAGAUCAUCCCAUCUUCAUAAGCAUCGAUGUGGAAUGGAAUGAGCGCCAGCGCAACCAAAUCACGGAAGUGGGCAUCUCCACCUUGGAUACUCUAGACAUUGCUCAUGUAGCUCCUGGCCUAGGCGGAAAAAGCUGGCAACAAUGGAUUCGUUCUCGACACAUUCGAAUUAAGGAGUAUGCUCAUAUUGUCAAUUGCGAAUUUAUAUCAGGUUGCCCCGACCAUUUCGGAUUCGGCAAGAGUGAGUUUGUCCCUCUUCAAGACGCUGCCCGAGUGGUAGAGAGCUGCUUCAAGCCACCUUAUUCUGCUCAAGUUCCUGUGAAGUUCGUCGCUGAGGAAUCCAAUGGAGACACGCCAAGAGUUACGAUUGAGAAAGCUAUCGAAGGAUACAAGUUGCGCCCUCGCAACGUAGUACUAGUUGGUCACGGCUUACAUGCCGACGUCAGUUAUCUCUGCGCUCUUGGUUGCGAUAUGUUUGCUGAAAACGUCUCAAAGAUACAGUCCCCAAACUCUUCACAAGUCCUAGUGAAAGAGCCGCCUGACCACAAUGCAAAAUUGCUGUUUCUCGAUACGCUGGAUACAGCAACGAUGUUUCAGGGACUUAAAAGGGAUGUACAUUCCCGUAGUCUUGAAAGCGUACUCGCUUCUCUCGGUAUACUUGGCUGGAAUCUGCAUAAUGCUGGUAAUGAUGCCCGUUAUACUCUUGAGGCUAUGGUACGCAUGACCAUCAAUGCGAGAGUCGCUCUAGAUAAAGGGCCACAGGAACUUUCUGGAAACUACAUGGAUUGGGCACUGAGGCCUCUCGCAAACAAAGACUCUGCUCUGCAUGAAUUAGCUUGGCAAACUGAAGUUGAUCGCCGUGUUUCUGAGGUGGCGGCUGACAGGGAAGAACAAAUACGAGAUGAUUGCAAGAUCUGGGAAACUGUCACAGGGUGGGAUAGUGGAAAUCCGCCGACUUCCCAGGACAUUGACGGCGGGGAACCAAGAGAGCUUAUCUUCAACUGA